This is a messenger RNA of Microbotryum saponariae, 491 nucleotides long. Lineage: Eukaryota; Fungi; Basidiomycota; Microbotryomycetes; Microbotryales; Microbotryaceae. The record is from the annotation of a GenBank genome assembly.
AUGUGCACCGUUAGUCAACCCGUCCACAUCCUGGUCCGUCCAGCCCGCACCACGUCCGUCGUGUCAGACCACGCCUGUGCCGCUUCGCCGUUUUUCGUCUCGGCGCCUUCGCCUUCGCAGCCAAGCCGCUGCCCCUGUUCGCCGCCUCCGCGCCAGCCUGUUCAACUCACGCUCGCGCGCCGCCGCCUCACACGCCGGAAAUUUGUCAAUCUACCUCUCCUGUCCUUACCGAUCCGUUGCCUCCGCCUAGACACCGUCAGCUUGCCAUCACCGCCCUCAUCUUUCAUCGGCCAUCCAGAGCAUCGCCCAUGCAUGACGCCCGCCGUUCGCAACCUGCACUAGUCGCUACGGACUCCCUCGCUCACCAACACUCGACCAUGGUAGAUAAGUUUCCCCUCGUGUCCGCUGUCCAACACAGCCCCUCUCAGAGCCUCGAUGGCCCGCUUGGAGUUCGGUCUUGUUUCGCAAUGCGCCCGUCCAGUUUGACUUAG